UUUUGAAAUACUAUGCCAGUCUAUAUGACGCCAAUUUAGAGUUUAUUUAAUUCCACGAACUGGGGUGUGACAAUUACCAACAACUAUCUGUGAUUAAAUGUUCUAGUGAAUGCCUGGUUUCUGAUGCAGUUCUAAGAUGGAUGGAGAAAAUACAAAAGAUUCAAAUUCAGAUAAAUACAAAAAAGAAAUAAGAAGAGCAUGGAAUGUCCUUGACCAGAAUGGAGAUAACCAAGUCAAUGCUAGUGAAAUAGUUCGUGGUUCUAGGGUAUUAGGCAUGAACCCAACUUUGCAAGAGGCAGAAGCAUGGAUUGAAGAUAUUGACGAAAACAAAAACGGUUACAUUGGGUAUGAUGAAUUCGAAACAAUGAUGACGCAAUAUUACGACGUUCUUGAUUACCAGGAACAGGAAAUAAGAAAAGCAUUUAAACGAUUUGAUACGGACGGAACGGGAUUUCUGGACCACACACAGCUAAAGCGAGCUCUCAAAAAUAUUGGUGACCAAUUGACGGAGGAGGAAUGUGAUGAAUUCUUUAAUCUUACUGAUACUAACAACGAUGGAAAAAUAGACAUCGAAGAAUUUGUAGUAUUAUUUACGGCAAAGUAGAACAAGAACAAAUUCAUUCUUCAAUCAACUAGGUUGAUUAUUUCAUAGACAAACGUUAAGUACGAGCCAAAGCAUCUAGCCAUCAGAAAACAGAAGAUGCAUUUCAUUUGCGUCAUCUGAAUAUACAAUCACAACAGUUGUCUCAGUCUUACUUAAUAUAAGUUACUGAAAGAAGUCA
This is a messenger RNA of Mytilus californianus (California mussel), 782 nucleotides long. RefSeq names its product calmodulin-like. The record is from RefSeq and is a predicted model, not a curated record. The transcript is spliced from 5 exons. Gene Ontology annotation, molecular function: calcium ion binding. Lineage: Eukaryota; Metazoa; Mollusca; Bivalvia; Mytilida; Mytilidae. Bases 137 to 604 code for a protein of 155 amino acids.